Messenger RNA from Ctenopharyngodon idella (grass carp), 767 nucleotides. It is a transcript of the gene mrps6, whose product is annotated as mitochondrial ribosomal protein S6. Gene Ontology annotation, biological process: translation. The coding region runs from base 141 to 500 and encodes 119 amino acids. Gene Ontology annotation, molecular function: small ribosomal subunit rRNA binding; structural constituent of ribosome. Lineage: Eukaryota; Metazoa; Chordata; Actinopteri; Cypriniformes; Xenocyprididae. Gene Ontology annotation, cellular component: mitochondrial small ribosomal subunit; ribosome. The record is from RefSeq and is a predicted model, not a curated record. The transcript is spliced from 2 exons.
UACACGUGUGGUUCCACAGUUUCUCCUUGAAGAAGACAUACACAUGCACUUCAGAGCAGGCUCUGCGACAGAUUUCCACUGAGAGACAUUUAUCUUUUUAGAUAAACUCUCUAGUUCGUCCGUUCAAACAGUACCGGAAGAUGCCGCGGUAUGAGCUGUGUGUGAUCUUAAAGGCGAUGCAGAGGCCGGAGACCGCGGCUGUCCUGCGGCGCACGGUAGAGACUCUGUUCGAGCGGGGCGCUGUGGUCCGGAGUCUGGAGAACCUCGGAGAGCGCAGGCUGCCCUACAAGAUCUCCAAACACAACUGUCGCCACACGCACGGUGGAUACUUCUCCAUUGACUUCCACGCCUCGCCGAAUAUCGUCAGCGAGCUGCUAGAUCACCUUGAACGAGACGUUGACGUGCUGCGUCCGACAGUUUUAAAGAAAGACGUUGAGAUUUCCGAGGCGCAGGGCUGUGGCCUACAAAAUGAGAAAGCAAAGAGUGCCACAUCCCGUUAAAUGACUGUGAAGAUCACCUCAUCUGCUGGAUUAUGUGAAUGGACUUUUGCAACAAGACAAGCUAGUAAAUGCCAGCAUCCUUUUUAUGGUUUUGGAGAAGUGCAUUUACUUCAGCUAAUGAUGUGUGAUAUGUAUUUCUGUAAAGAACUCUGUACAUAUUAUCUUUUUGCAGGAUCAACUUCUUUUUUUUUUUUUGAGUAUUUAAUUUUAGUAUGACAGAAUCUGCUUCAAUUACAUGCUCAGAAAUAAAUUAUAUGAAAUUGUUUA